Messenger RNA from Carassius gibelio (silver crucian carp), 3008 nucleotides. RefSeq names its product nuclear receptor coactivator 4 (gene ncoa4). Gene Ontology annotation, biological process: response to hormone; intracellular iron ion homeostasis. NCBI's taxonomy places the organism in Eukaryota, Metazoa, Chordata, Actinopteri, Cypriniformes, Cyprinidae. The record is from RefSeq and is a predicted model, not a curated record. The coding region runs from base 165 to 1892 and encodes 575 amino acids. The transcript has 10 exons. Gene Ontology annotation, molecular function: transcription coactivator activity.
CUGAGACCGUGAUAGUAUCGCGAGAUCAGAUCAUGGUCUCGCGUGAUUUGCCGAAUACCUCGCUGGUAGCGAACCGCGUGAGGGGUCGCGGCACUGCUUUCUCGCAGAAGCCUAUUAUACUAACAUCACCUUCGUUUCCAUACAAGGUUACCAGCUAGUCAAGCAUGUCGUCCGUGGGGCAGAGAGAGAAGGCUGCCCUCAGGCAGUGCGUUCAGGCCCGGUCCCAGCUGGAGGAGGCCAUCGCUGGGGUCAUCAGAGCCGAAGUUCAGCUCAGGAGCAACUCCAGAGAGGUGAAGUCUCAGCUCCACAGCUGUAUCAGUAGACAUCUGGAGAUCCUUCGCUCUCGUGAAGUCUGGCUGCUGGAGCAGAUCGAUCUGGUGGAGCAGCUCAAAGGAGAAACUUUACACCAGCAGCUACAGCAGCUGCAUUUGCUCAAAGGCAGCUUUGACAUCCUCAUUCAUCAGCUGGAGUAUUCCAGCAGUAACAAUCUGGCCACUCAGCUCACCAGCUGCCUGGAAAAGUUUUCUUCUCUCAAUCUGACUCCUGACGAAAGCCCAGAGAUGAGUUUCCAAGCCGAUGCACGCAGCUUGCGCCAGGCUAUCACAUCCUUUGGGACCAUUUCUACCCAGCACAUGGAGACCUCAAACUCUUCUGAGAGACCAUGGCUUCUCCAGGACUGUCCAGUUUCUUGCAAGAAACAGAAACUGGAUCCUGAAUGGGACACGCCUCUGGCGGAGUGGCUUCUGGGAAACCGUUCAGUAAGCAGCGCUCCUGUAGGACACCACCUCAGCACAAACCCUCAGGACUGGCUGCUUGUUUCCAAGGAAUCUCAGGAAGAGCGAGAGUUACCUGCCUUUGACUUCCAAAAAGCUUGGGGUCAGCUUCAAGACCUGGAGUCGUGGCUUCUGAAAGAGAAAGUGCCAGUUCGUGAGCGAACCUGCAGCGGAAGCUCGACCUUUUCGAUUGAGAUGAUCGAGGAAAGUGACCUAAAUCUUGAUGAGGCGGAAGACCAGCCAGAAAAAUGGGAUGACGCUGUUGAGGAAGAAGAACUCAGCAAGUGGCUGUUCAGCCCAAGCUCGGUCAAGCAAGAUAAAACCAGCCCGGUGUCAGAUGCUGACCGCUUCAAGCUGAUCAUCAACCCCUUUUACGAGAGCUUCUCCUCCAGCGAUUGGCUAACCAAGUCCGACUGCAGCUCUUGCUGUGCCACACGCAGCACUGCCGUGGAAAUCGAAAACCUCGGAAAGCUCAAGUGCCUAAAGACUCCACCCUCAUCCGCUGCCAGCUCUCCAGUCACCAGUCCAGAAGCCAUCGAGAUGUGGCUUCACAAGACCAUCCCUAUUGAGACCACCUGCAAAGCCAACGAGACCUGUGCCAGCUACGCUCAAUGUGUCUGUGACGACAACUGUGGAAAAGAGGCCCUCAGUGCCUGGCUCCUCAAGAAAGAGGGUCGAGAUAAGAAUGGCGUUCCUGUCAAUAAGAACGCCCCAAACAAAGCCUCCAGCCAGCAGCAGGAGCAGCAGCAGAAGGUCCAAGCCAUCCUUGAGGCAUGGCUGCACCCGAGCAACAGUGCCAAGUCCCCUGCCCUGUCGUCCCUCUCUGCCUGGGUGACCCCGUACCUCAAAACCUCAGACUCUGAGAGCUCCACACAGGAGCCUUUGCAGAACUGGCUUUUGCCAGCGAUGAAGCACAUAAGCACAACCACUGAGACGCCAAAGAGCGAGAACACUAAGGAGCAAGACAGCAAAGAUAUCGAAGAGGACAAAUGGCUUCUACGCAAACGGGCCAGUGCACAGGAAAGACUAGGCCUACCCACAGUUUGUGACCUGUUUUCCUGUAUGAAGCUCAGUGGGGACAAAGAGAAGUGGCUCCAUCAAGCAGUUACACAGAUAUAAAUGCAACAUCCAUUGGCUCUUGGAGAUUUGACUCUAGCGUUAUUAUAUCGCUGAUUGUUGCACAAUAUUUGUUUCUUCAGUGCUCUUUAGAGAUUCAUUCUCGCAGUAAUCUUCUUGAUUGAAAGGGUGAUUUGGAGUAAAGGUCCCGUCCAGGAGGCAAGGCAUUUGGAACACCAUCACUUGAAUCCAUGUCAUGUGAAUUACUGUCUUAUUGCCCCCUUUUUUUUUGGCUUAACGCAGUUAAUUUUCAGUAAUGUGACCAGAUUGCUGCAUACAAAACAAAUACAAUUUUCUUUUUUUCCUUAUGGAGGCAUAGUGGGGGUGGGUGAGGGUUGGGAUGAACUGAAAUAAAACCAUAAAUCUAUAUUACUUUUAAUCACGCACAGUUACAGCUUUUUUUAAUUAAUCUUCCAAAACUCAGUCCUGCAGAUAUGGAGGAAAACAUGCUCUAAAGCAGAGAAUGAUUUCCUCCAUCAUCAGUUCUGAGUGUAUAUAUAGAAUUUUACUCUAGUAUGGAAUUUGCCGUUUAUUUUACUUUAAUGAUUAUAUUAUAAACUUUAGUGGCAUAUAAAACACCAGCUAAUUAGAGCAUUACUUGUGUCAUUGGAAGCUCAUGAAAUCUGACACCGAAUGUGUAGCAAUGCUUGCUGUCAGUCCAUCUCCUGUAUGUGUGAAAUCAAUCCACCAAAGUUCACCAUCUCUGCUGUGUCAUGGGCUACAGCAGUGGAUGUUUGUUGUGUGGUCUUUGUGUUAGGCUCAAGAGUGUUGGUAAAUGUUUAGCAUAGAAUCACAAUAGUUCUUUUUCAAUUUAAUUGCUCUUAUAGUAACCACUGGUACUGCUUAUGCCUAUGCUGUUAACAAAGAUCGAGCAAAUGGUGAAACUGGUUGAAAAAUGUAACUGAAAAUUCAAUUUCAUCAUAACGUCAUCUCAUGUACCAAUCCUUCACUUAGCAUUGGACCAAUGUUGGUACAUUAAGAUAAACUGUGCAGAAAUGUGUGCACUGCCAGUGUUGGACUGCACGCGUACACGUGGAUUAAUCGCAAAAAUAUUGCUUACAGUGAUCUCUCUAAUGCUUUGAACCUUGCCAACUGAAUAAAUAAAAGUACAUAAAGUCA